AUGGCGAACGGGAGGGUGAUGGCCUUUUACAUCACGGUCUGCUGCAUUGCCUUCGUGGCUUCCAAGGUGGUGAUUUCGGUGCUCCUCUACAAACGAUGGCUGAGGAAGAGAAGGAUCAUCGAGGAGGGUUUCAGCGGCGGCAAGUUGGUCCUCUUCAGGUCUCUGACGACGGCGCAGGCGCUGCCCUCCAGGGCUUUCCUGAAGAAGACCAUGAGGCUGACCAGCAAGGACAUCAUCGGCUCUGGCGGCUACGGCACCGUCUACAAGCUGGUGAUCGAUGGCGGCGCCGCCGCUUUCGCCGUGAAGAGGCUCAGCCGCGGCAGCGCCGAUAGGGACCGAGGCUUCGAGCGGGAGCUGGAGGCUAUGGGGGACAUCAAGCACCGCAAUAUCCUCACCCUCCACGGCUACUACACCACUCCUCAGUUCAACCUCCUCAUCUACGAACUCAUGCCCAACGGCAGCCUCGACGCCCUCCUCCACGGUACCUUCCAUGUACCAAAGAGGAUCUUAGAGAGAGAGAGAGAGAGAGAGAGAGAGAGAAAGAGAGAGAAGGAUAUGACAGUCUAGAUUAGAUCCCCGGAUGAAAGGUGUUGACGUGAUCCGUUGGCUGAUAGGGACUUGAUGGUGUUAAUGGUGCAGGGAAGGAGAAGGAGAAGAAGGCUCUGGACUGGGCGACGAGGCACAAGAUAGCCGUAGGCACGGCCCGGGGGCUAUCGUACCUCCACCACGACUGUGUCCCCAACAUAAUCCACAGGGACAUCAAGUCCAGCAACAUCCUCCUCGACGAGAGCAUGGAGGCGAAGGUAGCGGACUUCGGGCUGGCCACGCUGGUGGCUCCCAGCCGGACCCAUGCUUCAACCGUGGUGGCCGGCACCUUUGGCUACCUGGCGCCCGGUAUGAGCCAACAACCUCGUCUUCUUCCUGAGCAUACACCGUCUCUCUCUCUCUCUCUCUCUCUCUCUCUCUCUCUCUCUAUAUAUAUAUAUAUAUAUAUAUAUAUAUAGUCUAUAGUCUUAAUAUAUAUAGAGAUAUAUAUCUAUCAAUCUGUCCAUCUAAUGAUCUAUCUUGAAGGGUCUGACAGUUUUCCUGUUGUAUUCCAUCUUUAUCCAUAUUUUGCAGAGUAUUUUGAGACAGGGAGGGCAACAACGAAAGGGGAUGUCUACAGUUUUGGCGUGGUGCUGCUUGAGCUCUUGACUGGGAGGAAGCCCACGGAUGAGUCCUUCGUCGAGGAGGGCACCGGGCUCGUUUCUUGGGUAAUUAACUGCGCCCCUCACAAGCUUUGAUUACGCUCGGUUAGAUAUAUUGAUUCUUGAUACCUUGUCUUUUGCAUAUAGUUUUAAGAAAAACGGCCAAAUCUCUAGGGUUUCGCUGCGUUUUAGAUGAACUAAUAGCCAUGAUCAUGGCUUCCAAGGGCAGGACCCAAAAUCAUGAUGACAGUGGCAUCUUUUUAAUUGUCGUUGCGCUCUUGAUUGAGUUCAUACCAGAACCAUAAAUUCAUCAUAAAACCAUAAAUUCAAUGCAAAUUUAAUUUCUCAAAUCUUCAUAGCUCCAAUUAAUUACCAUGUUAGUUCUUCUCUCCUUCUCUUAUUUCUUUUCUCGUUCAUCUCAAGGCCAUCGAUGGGGGAGAGAGCAGUUUUGCAUACCAGACGAUUAUCCUCCUAACAUUUGAAAAAAUUCAAAAACAAUAAAAUAAUAAUGUAUAUUUCAUCGUCUAACAAACAUACAAAACCCAUUAAAUUACAUAUUUACUGCUGUUGUGAUUUUCAAACAAUGAAUGUGGUGAAUGAUCAUAUAACUAAGUCCCUUCUCUUCAUGAUAUUCAUAGUCCAUCUCAAAACCAUUGCUGGGAGAAACGGGGAAGCAGUUAACUAUUGAUUUUUUUUUCCAAAAAAUUCAAGACCGGAUUGUACAUAUUUCAUCAUCUGAAGGGCAUAUUAUAUCCUGGACAAUGUUUUUCUCUUAUUCUGAUCUUCGAAGUUCAUCUUCACACCAUAAAUAGGUAAAAACAUCAAUAAGAAAUUCCCGUAUGCUCCAUUUAAUUUCCGUCUUGGGCCUUCUGUCCUCCUCUUCAUGUUCUCCAUAAUGCAUCUUGAAACCAUUGAUGGGGAGGGAGGAAGGAGUGAGUUAUGUGAUGAAAGGGACCUGUUCAUACGAUUAUCCCUCUUUAGAUUUUUAUUUUUCCCUAAAUUCUAGCCUAGGUUGAAUGUAUAUGGUAUCAUCCAAAGAACAAUCUAAAACCCCAACAACACAUUUUUUUUUGUUUAUUUUAAGAUUUCCUUUUCUAGCAAUAAGUGGGGAAAAUACUCAUAUAGAAUAAAUUCCGUCCCAUGGAAUUCAAUUUCCCUCUUGGUACUUGUGUCCUUCUCUUCAUCAUGAUCAUCAUCAUCCCACAUGAUUGCUGACGAAUUCAGACCCAUACCAUGUUAUAUAUUUCAUGUUCAAAGCUCCUCAUAAAACCCUUCAAUCGACGCCCUUUCAUGGGGACCAACCAUCUCACAUGAUUUUGUGGCGAGUUCUAAUAUUUCAUCAUCCAAUGAGCAUCUAUCUAAGCAAUGGUUUCGGGCCCUCCAACAGGUGAAAGAAGUGGCUAACAGCAAGUGCAUCGAUCAUGCAGUAGACGGCAGCUUGGUCUGCUACCCUCUGGAAGAGACCAUCACCAUGUUCUGCAUUGCAGAGAGGUGCCUGGAGACGGACCCCUCCAAGAGGCCAUCCAUGUCCGAGGUCCUUAAGAUGCUGGAGCAGAUGAACUCAGAAGACUACGCCCUCAAAGUAGUAGAUCAAGAAUUUAUCAGAGAUCCACAAGUCUGA
Messenger RNA from Spirodela intermedia, 2808 nucleotides. NCBI's taxonomy places the organism in Eukaryota, Viridiplantae, Streptophyta, Magnoliopsida, Alismatales, Araceae. The record is from the annotation of a GenBank genome assembly.